This is a messenger RNA of Momordica charantia (bitter melon), 498 nucleotides long. NCBI's taxonomy places the organism in Eukaryota, Viridiplantae, Streptophyta, Magnoliopsida, Cucurbitales, Cucurbitaceae. The record is from RefSeq and is a predicted model, not a curated record.
AUGGCUCAGAUUUCUAUCAUCUCAGAGCAGGUGCAGCUCAAGUGUUCUGGUCUCAAAUUCUAUGAGACUUACAUAAAAAAAAUUGGCUCUCUUCAUCAAAUGUUCCCUGAAAACCUUAAGAGCUACGAAAUUGUGGAAGGAAAUGGUUUCACUAAUGGCAUCAUCAGCCACUGGAAAUAUGACUUCGGUAGCCUGACCGAGGCAAAAUUAAGGCUUGUUAUGGAUGAGCCUAACAAAUCAAUAACUUUGGAGUUUCUUGAAGGAGAUCUAUUUAGAGACUUUGAAGUGUUUAAAGUGAAAGUUGAAGUUAGUGACGGUGGAAGUCAUGGCAUGAGCUCAGUUAAAUGGUGCGUGGAAUUUGUGAAGACAAAUGAAGAUGUUCCUCCACCACAUAACUAUCUCCAAUUUGGACUUAAAUUGUGCAAAGCCCUUGAUGCUUACAUUUCUAAGAAAGUCAUGAGCCUUUGUGAGAGUUGUCUAAAAGUUAAAUCGACGUAG